UAAAGCUGAGCCACGAUAGACUCAUUCACCAACUCAAAAGCAACCUUACAAAACCCAAAAGCAAGAAUGGACAGAGUCAAGUCUAGCAGGGAGGUAAUGCAUAUUAAGGACCUUGGCUCCAGCCACUUGUCCCAAGAAACAGUCCAAGAACUGAUUCUUCAGUCUCAGGAGGCAAAGAAACAAGCCUACUGUCCUUAUAGCAAAUUCAGAGUGGGAGCUGCUCUCCUGACCCACGACAACUGUGUGUUUACAGGCUGCAAUGUGGAGAACGCAUGCAACAAUCUCGGCGUGUGUGCUGAAAGGAAUGCCAUCUCAAAGGCAGUGUCAGAAGGCUACAGAAGUUUCAAGGCUAUUGCAAUUGCCAGUGACCUGAUUGACCGGUUCAUUUCCCCAUGUGGUGGCUGCAGGCAGUUCAUGAGAGAGUUCGGGUCAAAUUGGGAUGUGUACCUGACAAAGCCUGAUGGUCUGUACAAGAAGAUGACUGUGGAUGAGCUGCUGCCCAUCUCCUUCGGCCCUGAAGACAUGUCCAUGAAGAAAGUGUUUGACAUUCCUAAUGAGUACUAAGUCUGUAUACUAGUACAAAAACGCAUACAAGUAGUGGUUGCUGGAGCCACCACGACAUCUACUGUGUUUAAUGUACAUGCUGAACACGUGUUCAUGAUGUUUUUAUUUAUGGUAAACACUUGUUCUUGUAUUAUUUGCUAAUUGUUAACAAUGUCAUAUUUAAAUUACCCCAUCCACAUUGAAAUAUAAAUAAAUGCAAAGUUUGAAAAUUAA
This is a messenger RNA of Amphiprion ocellaris (clown anemonefish), 777 nucleotides long. It is a transcript of the gene cdab, whose product is annotated as cytidine deaminase b. Gene Ontology annotation, molecular function: cytidine deaminase activity; zinc ion binding. The coding region runs from base 67 to 564 and encodes 165 amino acids. Lineage: Eukaryota; Metazoa; Chordata; Actinopteri; Pomacentridae. The record is from RefSeq and is a predicted model, not a curated record. The transcript has 4 exons. Gene Ontology annotation, cellular component: cytosol.